AUGCAAGCCACUGUCCAGUCGCGUCGUCGCAAAGUUUCAUUGAAAGGAUAUCCAGAUCGGAGGCUUCCAAAUUGUUGCCGUCCGUUGCAAAUCGCUGCCUUCGUCGAUUUUGAUGAAAUGCCUAUGGGUUUUUGCUUUUAAAUCAAAACAGGAAACAGAAAUUAUUUUUUUUGUAACUUCCCUCAGCGACUUCUUAUUUUCAUUCAUAUUAAAAAUAGCGGUUUCAAUCAGGUCUACCGCCAAAGUGACAUACUCACAAUUAAAAUUCCCAGUUUUUCCUUUUCUCCUUCUCAUUUUCCUGUAAAAAAGAGAAGCUGCCUUAUCAGAUGGAGAAAACAGCGCGGGGUCAGCCACUGAGGGAGUCGACUGUUUGUCCGGCUGCUCGUUCUCGUUUUCCGCGGCGGUUCUCACCUCACCGGCCAUUGAUAUUGCUCGACUCUCGCUGUCCUUUUUUGCUCAAGUAUAUGCCUCUGAUGGCUUUCGGUCUGUGUAUCAACUUCGCUACAAACAAUCGGAUUUAGUUUGAGAAGAAAAAUAGAAAUUGACCUGGAAAUGACCAGAAUCAUUUUUUUUACUAAUUCACAAUUGAGGAAAGGAUCUUUAACGAGAUAAUAACCUGGACACCCUGAAAAAAAAACUCGGUUUUUUUGUAAGUUUUCCACUUUCACUCUCCUCUUACAAAAUCUUGUUAGGUAAUGAUUUCAAUGUUUAUUUUCUGGGUCUGAGAGAAAUUAGUUUUUUUUUUCCUCAAAGUUUUCUCAAUAUGCUCUUUUAACUUUGCCCCUAAUAUACCAUUUUCUUGAAACUAAGAUUCCUGUUAACUUAUUUUUCGUCUUGCUUGUUUCCUGUGGUUUCUGUACGGAGGUUCCACCUCGAUUUCAUCCAUUCAACUUUUUCGUCGGUUGUUUCCCCCUUGAAUGGCCAGCUUUGAGAAGCGACAACGCACUGCACCCAACCCCAAACACUUCUUUUUGUUUGCGUCUCCGCAAUUUUUUGUGCGUUUUUUUUUUCGAAACUCCACUAAACUAGAGUUUUCCGAAUCACAAAAUGAUAAAUAGCGAAGAAGUUUUUGAUCUUUUGCAACUUCUAUACUCGAUGAGUAAUGUAUUUCUCCAAUCCAUUAAAUCCUUUAUUCGAUUCUAGCCUUGUAGUCUUUAAUGUUUCACACUUUGAAAAAAGUUUUCGACAAAAAGAAAAAAUAAUAAUUUCGAAUAAUUUUCGACUGAUGCUCUAGCGCACUUUUCAUUUAUAUAGUUUGUUCAGAUUUUUACUGUCAAGGGCAAUGACGUCAUUUAAAAACACUCUGUGGAUGGCUCGCUCUCUGAUUGGUUUUUCGCACCAUAAGGGGUGGAGCUUGAGCGACGACUUGACAUUCAAAAUCUGAACAGACUAUACUCAGGCUUGUGCGAGGGCCGGCCCGUCACCCUCCCGGCCCUCCGACCAUUUCGUAAGCCCGGCCCGGCCCGGCCUUAG
Caenorhabditis auriculariae is the source of this 1473-nucleotide messenger RNA. The record is from the annotation of a GenBank genome assembly. NCBI's taxonomy places the organism in Eukaryota, Metazoa, Nematoda, Chromadorea, Rhabditida, Rhabditidae.